AUGAAACAUAAUCCUGAACGGGCCAGACAGACGGCACAGCGACACCGAUAUGAUACAUCACCAUCACCAUAUAGAGGUAAGCCAAAUCGGCAAGUAUUCAAACUAGGGGUUGCUGAAGAUGAUGUACCACAAUUAUUUUGUCAACUGGAUAUACUACGAAAAACAGAAACAGAAUAUUCGUAUUGGAAAGAAAAAGCUAGAUGGGUAAGAUUUGAAGAAAUAGCUGAAAGUGUAUUAGGAAGAUGGUCAAAACCACAUGUGGCAACAUUAAUGCAAACAGCUCUUCUAGACUUGAAAAAAUAUCUCACAUCUGAUCGUAGUGUUAUUAUAUUGAAUUUGACAGUACCAGAUUUUCCAAGUUUAGCACGUACGACAUUAGUAGAUAAUCAAUAUUUCAAUAAUGUAACGAGUGCACAAAAAUUAACAUCGAUAUUAGGUUUACCUCAUUUUCAUCAUCAUGAAAAACGUUCUGUUACAAAGACGGCAAGUUUAGUUAGUCUAUCCAAAGCUGGCCUUCAACCAAGUGCUUCGUUUAUUAUAAACAAUCUAUCAGGACGAGAAGAUGAUCUAUCAGAAUCGAUGCUUGCAAUGUCAGCGCCUCGUUUACUUAGUAAAAAACCCAGUACAAACGACAUGGUAUCGGAAUCAGACGAUCAAUCGAUUCAUACCGAUCACAGCAAAGAAUAUAAUGUGAAAUUACAACGAAAAUUAAAUCGUAGAUCAGAAGGUGCGAGUAUUCUAAUUUGUCCAGUUGAUUUUGUCACUGAAACAACAAUUGCAUUUGUACGUUUGGACAAUGCCAUUGAAUUGCCUGGUUUGCUAGAGCUUAAAUUACAUUCACGUUUUAUCGUAUUAAUAAUUGGUUCCGAAGAAACUGAACGACAAUUACUUCAAGUAGGAAGAGCAAUGGCCACUAUUUGUCGCGAAUUUGCCUAUUUGUCAAAAGAUUCUGAGGAAAUAUUACAAAUGUUGGACAGAUUUAUGAACGACACCUACGUAAUUCCGCCCAGCGAAUGGGAUCCAUCAAUUAGAAUUGAACCACCAGAACAAUAUAUGAGCAAACAACAAAGACAAGCGCCAGAAGAGAAAGGUGAACAUGUUGAAGUACUUGAUCUAACACCACAUACAGAUCCAAAUCUAAUAGCAUCAAAAACACCAUUUCACGGUUUAAUAAUGGAUCUACGUAAUAAAAUACCUUAUUAUAUAUCCGAUUUUACAGAUUGUGCCAGUUUACAGUGUCUCGCGACAACGUUAUAUUUAUAUCUCGUUUGCUUAUGUUCGGUAGUGGCGUUUGGGGGCAUGUUAGGUGCAGCAACAGACAAUUAUAUGGCUACUAUGGAAUGCAUUCUAGCUGGUUCUGUUUGCGGUAUAAUAUAUGCUUUGUUUUCCGGACAGCCAUUGAAUAUUUUAUCAGCAACUGGACCAAUGUUAAUAUUAGAAAGAAUUUUAAAAAUCUUGUGCAAAGAUUUUCAUCUUGAUUUUUUGGAAUUUCGCUUAUGGAUUGGUGUUUGGGUAUUUCUAUUUCUUGUUAUAUUUGUCAUAUUUAAUUUGAGUUUUCUUGUACGUUACAUAACACGUUUUACAGAAGAUUGUUUUGCCUCACUGGUGGCACUCAUCUUUAUCUUGGAUGCCAUUCGAGAAACAAUGAAUAUUAGGAAACAAUAUCCGGUUAAUUAUCGACCAGAUCUUCCCGUUGAUUAUUCUUGUUCAUGUGUGCCCUCAAAUACAACAGCAUUGCUUAUAUCUAACAGUAGUAAUUAUGAUUUUUUAUUUAACACAAAUUCAACAAUAUUAAAUGCCACAACACGAAUGUUAUGUAACAAGAUUAACGGUACACUAAUUGGUUCCGGUUGUUCAACUCCACAUUAUUAUUCAGAUAUUUUCUUUUAUUCGUGUUUAUUAUUUAUUUUUACCGUUUUUAUUUGUAUGGUGCUCAAAGAAUUUCGUAAUUCACAAUUUUUACCAACAAAAAUUCGAACAAGUAUUAGUGAUUUUGCUGUAUUAAUUGCUAUUGUAGCAAUGUCAGGAUGGGACGCCUAUUUAGGAUUAGAAACUCCGAAACUUGUCGUACCACGAGAGUUCAAACCAACUCGACCAAAUGAUCGAGGAUGGAUUAUUCCAUUUUAUUCAGGUAGAAAUCCAAUAUGGACAAUACCUGCUGCUAUACUACCAGCAUUGAUAACGACAAUUUUAAUCUUUAUGGAUCAACAAAUAACAGCUGUCAUUAUUAACCGAAAAGAAUUCAAGUUAAAAAAAAAAAGUGGUUAUCAUUUGGAUUUGUUUAUAUUAUCAAUGUCCAUAUUAUUCUCAUCAAUAAUGGGAUUACCAUGGUUUGUGGCAGCAACUGUUCUUGCUCUUACUCAUGUUAAUGCAUUGAAAAUAAUGUCAGAAAAUACGGCACCAGGUGAAAAACCAAAAUUUGAAGGCAUACUUGAACAACGAGUCAGUGGCUUACUGAUGGCAAUACUGACUGGUCUAAGUGUUUUUUUUACAAAAAUUUUGAACUUCAUUCCAAUGCCUGUACUCUACGGUGUUUUCAUGUUUAUGGGCAUUACAGCUAUACGGGGCAUGCAAAUUUUCGAUCGUAUAUUAUUGAUAUUUAUGCCAUCAAAAUAUCAGCCAGAUUAUCCCUAUUUACGUCAUGUGACGAUUAUGCGUGUUCAUCUCUUUACAGCAAUUCAAAUUUUGGCUUUAGCUGGAAUGUUCGCUGUUAAAAGUGUUAAAACAAUUGCAAUUGGAUUUCCAGUGUUGGUACUAGCGACAUGUUUUGUGCGUAAAUUAAUGGAUAAUAUAUUUACUCCAGAAGAACUCUAUUGGUUAGAUGAUGUUUUACCGGGAACAAAAGUAGGACGUGUUCGACGAAUGUCAGCUGUACGAAAUGUUCAUAAUAUACCAAAGGGCGAUGACGAUUUUGAUUUUGAUCAAAAAGAAAUAAUGACACUGUUUGCAAUGGAACAGAAAUCAUCAUCACCAUAUUCAACACCACCAGUGACAUUUACCAGUGAUAAAAUUCCAUUUAAUAUCGGGCAUCCAGAAGAUGAUAAUGAAGAAGAACAUCUGAUGCACCACCAACAUCAUCAAGAUGAUGAAGGCCUUCUUAUGCCAAGAAAAAAUCUUCACAAUGGUCAAACAUCUGUAUAA
Didymodactylos carnosus is the source of this 3141-nucleotide messenger RNA. The record is from the annotation of a GenBank genome assembly. Lineage: Eukaryota; Metazoa; Rotifera; Eurotatoria; Philodinida; Philodinidae.